AUGCCGCCGACCACGGCUCCCAAGUCCCUGCAAACAGUCUUGGCGCAUUGCAUCAAUGGGGACGGAGCCAAGUUGAAUGAUUUCGAAUCAACCAGCAACUCGUCCACAGACUCGGAAAACGACAGCACCGGCGUCCACGGACCGCGGCCGGCAGCCUCGUUGCCGCGCACCAACAACUCGAUGCCCGUGGUAGAACCCACAGCUCCCCGGACAGUUCGACUUCUCAACCUUGCAGACGGUACUGCCAUUCAAGACGUCACCUCCGUUGUGAGAGGCGGGCUUCUCGUCAACAUAUACUUCCGCGCCAGGGAUAACACAAUUUCCUUGUCCUUUCUCCACUCAGCCGAUGCCCACGCCUUCUACCAAUACGUGCAGGACAACGGACUGUAUAUCAAGAACACAAAGGUCGUCACUUUCGCAGGCAACUGGCCGCCAACUUACCAUGCUGACUGA
Molecule: messenger RNA, 453 nt
Organism: Metarhizium album ARSEF 1941
Lineage: Eukaryota; Fungi; Ascomycota; Sordariomycetes; Hypocreales; Clavicipitaceae
Product: RNA recognition motif containing protein
Exons: 2
Coding region: 1-453 (150 amino acids)
Source: RefSeq, a predicted model, not a curated record